Messenger RNA from Phlebotomus argentipes, 291 nucleotides. RefSeq names its product low molecular weight phosphotyrosine protein phosphatase (gene Argp). The record is from RefSeq and is a predicted model, not a curated record. Bases 1 to 291 code for a protein of 96 amino acids. Gene Ontology annotation, cellular component: cytoplasm. NCBI's taxonomy places the organism in Eukaryota, Metazoa, Arthropoda, Insecta, Diptera, Psychodidae. The transcript is spliced from 2 exons. Gene Ontology annotation, biological process: protein dephosphorylation. Gene Ontology annotation, molecular function: non-membrane spanning protein tyrosine phosphatase activity; acid phosphatase activity.
AUGGCUGAGGCUGUGCUGAAGAAUCUCCUUCCGCAGGCAUCGACUUGGGAGGUGGACAGUGCUGCACUGGCUGACUGGAAUGUGGGACUCCCUCCGGAGCCCAGAUGCAUGAGGAUUCUUCAGGAGAAUGGAUUGCACUCGGAUCACAUUGCCAGACAAGUUUGCAAGGAGGAUUUUUACACUUUUGACUUUAUUUUCGGCAUGGAUCCCAGAAAUAUUGACGAUUUGAUGAGUUUGGCUCCACCAGACUUCACGGCCAAGAUCGAAUUGCUGGGAAGAUAUGACAAUUAG